Messenger RNA from Tripterygium wilfordii, 1905 nucleotides. Its product is annotated as ent-kaurenoic acid oxidase 2-like. Gene Ontology annotation, molecular function: iron ion binding; heme binding; ent-kaurenoic acid monooxygenase activity. Gene Ontology annotation, biological process: brassinosteroid biosynthetic process; sterol metabolic process; multicellular organism development. The record is from RefSeq and is a predicted model, not a curated record. Gene Ontology annotation, cellular component: endoplasmic reticulum. The transcript is spliced from 8 exons. NCBI's taxonomy places the organism in Eukaryota, Viridiplantae, Streptophyta, Magnoliopsida, Celastrales, Celastraceae. Bases 240 to 1703 code for a protein of 487 amino acids.
CAAAAAUUCCUUUUUUGCAGAUAUUGUACCUUAUAUAACCAUAUUGAUCUCUCUAGAAAAAUUCCAAUCCAGAACACAAAUACAUGGCCUCUAGGGUCUUUCCAUGUGUAAUGUGUUACCAUAUAUAAAGGAGGACAGAUUGAGAUGAGAAAGCCCCUGUCACUGAGAAUCACAAAUUCCUUAAGACUCAAACCUCAUCUUGGUUUUCUGGUUUGUAGUGGAUUCUCAAAGAGCAAACAAUGGGGUUGGGGUGGAUGGUUGUAGUAAUUUUUGCUGCUUUUGUCACUCUGAAAUGGCUUCUCAAGCGUGUGAAUUGGUGGCUGUAUGAAGCCAAAUUGAAUGAAAAGCAAUAUCUUCUUCCUCCUGGUGAUUUGGGUUUGCCAUUCAUUGGCAAUAUGUGGUCCUUCCUCCAAGCUUUCAAGUCCCAGGACCCUGAAUCUUUUCUGCGCAGCUUUAUUAACAAAUAUGGGCGUACUGGAAUCUACAAGGCGUUCAUGUUUGGCAAUCCAAGUAUAAUUGUUACAACUCCUGAGGCAUGCAGAAAAGUUCUAAAUGAUGAUGAUUCAUUCAAGCCUGGUUGGCCUAUUUCCACAGUGGAACUUAUUGGAAAGAAGUCAUUUGUUUGCCUUCCUCAUGAGGAACACAAGCGUCUCCGCCGCUUGACAUCUGCUCCAGUCAAUGGUCAUGAGGCCUUGUCUGUCUACCUGCAGUACAUUGAGGAAAUGAGUAUAUCUGCCUUGCACAAAUGGUCAGAUAUGGAGCAAGUUGAGUUCCUAUCUGAACUUAGGAGGCUUACUUUCAGAAUAAUAAUGUACAUCUUCCUUAGCUCAGAGAGUGAAGCGAUAAUGGAGAAUUUGGAGAAAGAAUACACUACGCUUAAUCAUGGAGUUAGAGCCAUGGCAGUCAAUCUUCCGGGUUUUGCUUACCAUAAUGCUCUCAAGGCCCGGAAAAAGCUAGUGGCUAUGUUCCAAUCUGUAGUGGAUGAUCGAAGAUAUCAGAGGAAAGGCAAUAUUGUUAUACCAAAGAAGAAAGACUUGUUGGAUGCUCUGAUGGAUGUUGAAGAUGAAAAUGGUCUGAAAAUUACUGACGAGCAGAUCAUUGAUAUCCUGUUGAUGUACCUGAAUGCGGGUCAUGAAUCUUCCGGCCAUACCAUCAUGUGGGUUACUCAUUUCCUUCAAGAAAAUCCUGAAAUUUUCCAAAAGGCCAAGGCUGAGCAAGAGGAGAUUGUGAAAAGGAGGCCACCAACACAGAAGGGGUUGACGCUUAAGGAGUAUCACCAGAUGAAUUACCUUUCAAAGGUGAUAGACGAGACGCUUCGUGUUAUAACAUUGUCACUCACUGUUUUCCGCGAGGCUACAAAGGAUGUCUACAUAAAUGGUUAUCUUAUCCCCAAGGGUUGGAGAGCUCUGGUAUGGUUUAGGGGUGUCCACUUGGAUCCUGAAGUUUAUUCAAAUCCAAAGGAGUUUGAUCCUUCGAGAUGGGAGGAUUUUACACCCAAAGCAGGAACUUUCCUUCCCUUCGGAGCGGGGAGCAGGUUGUGCCCCGGAAACGAUCUUGCCAAGCUUGAAGUAUCUGUUUUUCUUCAUCACUUUCUGCUUAACUAUCGGCUUGAAAGAUUGAAUCCCCAGAGCCCCAUAAUGUACCUGCCUCACACAAGGCCGAUAGACAACUACGUCGCAAGGAUCACAAAAUGUUUAUCAUAAUAGAGAGAGACUGAUAUCUAGAGAGAGAGAGCACGUUGUUGUUUUUCAUAAUAAUAAUAAACACAAUAAUAAAUAUUUAUAGACUUUUGGUGCAUUUUAUGCUUACAUAAGGGAAGUGUGCACUUCUUUUCUUAGGGUUUGUUCUGUUACAUUGUUGUUUUGUUGGGUUUGUUUAGUGAAUGCAGUCUUUCAAGUUUAUGCU